UUUUAAUUUGAAUAUUUGCCUUAUUUACGUGUACUCCCUUUCCUUUUACGUAGAAGAAUUUAAAACGACUAAGUUAGUCGCCCAGAGAAGCACGCAUAGCAAAGAAUUUCUUCUAGAACCCUGUAACGCGUAUUCAAAACACGUACUUGUCCGUCUGGUACUAAUACCCACACGAAAACCAAGAAGAUGGCCCCUGCUUCAACAGCUACAAGUAUGAAUAUCAAGAUCGUGUUUGCAGGGAGUGCAAACGUUGGAAAAACAGCACUAUUUCAGAAGUGGAAGACAAACGAGACCCUUGAUGAAACAGAGGCGACGAUCGGAAUCGACUUUGAGAGACGAAAAAUCCAAAUACCGGCAGCCGGGGAAGGGUCAGAUGUAUUUAAUUACAUUUAAGAGGUUUGAUUUUCAUAGAAACAGAAGCAACGGUGUUCUGUUUGCAAGAAUGCUAAAAAUGCUCCUCUUUGACGAUCGAUGAUAUUCCUAAAUCGACACUGCACAGCAAGGCAUCGUGGGCCUCACUGUCUGGGACACCGCGGGUCAGGAAAAGUUUCGAAGUGUGAGCUCGCACCACUACCGCGGAACGCAUGGUGCGCUUUUGGUGUACGACGUCAGUUUAGGCGAAAGCCUCGAUGACCUACGACAAAAGUGGCAACGUGAGGUCGCCGAUCAUGCUGUGCCGAAUGCCGCGAUUGCGGUAGUGGCAAACAAGGCAGACCUGUUGGAAGAUGAAAUCUCCAUUGGGAAAUCCAAUCUGCAGGAAGGUCUUAAGGCUGGCAGGGAAUUUGCUGCACAGCAGAAAUGCCUGUUCUUCGAGACAAGCAGCAAGUGGGAUCGAGUUUACUUUGUUAUGCCAGCCUGCCAUUGUUGUAGCACUAAUUUUUUUGGUUCCAUACAAAAAAAAUAUACUCAGGCUCACGGGAUCUGUUUCUUUACAUCUAUGUAUUUUUUCAAGUUUGCUGCGUCUCUCUCUAAUCCGCACCACACUUUCGCGAAGACGCUCGACUACGGCGAAGAGCGACUCUAUCGAUGCGGCAUUGAGGUCGUUCUGCGCAUCUUAGCGGAAGAGGUUUUAGCCGCGGAAAGAGCGGGAACUCUCAUAACUAGCAGUCGCGGGCGUGGCAACAUCGAAUUGCUUCCGUUAACAAGCGUGGUCGGAUGUAACGACGAGUUAUUGAAAGCUUGCGCGUGCUGAAAAGAUGUAUUUUUCAUGGGUCUUGAGGAAACAACAUAGCUCACAUCAUUAGACGAGGUAGAAGAGGUCAUCAUACGUAGGUUGGCGUUUGGCGGGUAUAAUUUUUGUUUCGCUGCGCGCGCAAUAUAUUUUAUGGAGAGAUGCAUAGACAGAACUGGUGCUUGUGCAUAGAGCAAAACACGCACACUCUCGAGUCAUUUUGUUAUGUUUCAGAUUCUCCGGUGGGUCUAAUACAAAAGAUGAUCCCCGGAAAAAGAAGAUGAUCCCCCAAACUGGACAUAAGUCGAUCUGUUCUCAUGUGUUACGAAGACAGGAUCAGAGAAAGAAAAAAAGCUGUUUGCCCCCUUUUCAGAAGAUAUGAAAUUAAUUUUUCCUAUAUAUAAGAUUGGGGCUGACGCACGCGCUUCUCGAGGCUGGAAUACUGUCACUCCUGAAGUGCCGUCGAUGUCGGACUCUUCCACGGCCCAAAAAAAAGAAGCUGAGCACUGUAAAAUGACCAAGAUAGCCAAAAAAAAAUAAGAAAAAGCUACGGUCCAAAACACCUCUGAGCUUCAGUUAUAUCGACCAACCAAGGACAACAGUGG
Messenger RNA from Amoebophrya sp. A25, 1776 nucleotides. Lineage: Eukaryota; Dinophyceae; Syndiniales; Amoebophryaceae. The record is from the annotation of a GenBank genome assembly.